Oncorhynchus masou masou (cherry salmon) is the source of this 3210-nucleotide messenger RNA. Its product is annotated as metal transporter CNNM4-like. NCBI's taxonomy places the organism in Eukaryota, Metazoa, Chordata, Actinopteri, Salmoniformes, Salmonidae. Gene Ontology annotation, molecular function: transmembrane transporter activity. Gene Ontology annotation, biological process: intracellular manganese ion homeostasis; magnesium ion homeostasis; transport. The coding region runs from base 1 to 2973 and encodes 990 amino acids. The record is from RefSeq and is a predicted model, not a curated record. Gene Ontology annotation, cellular component: plasma membrane; cytoplasm. The transcript has 11 exons.
AUGUCCCUCCGUAGUUUAUUCAGCAUGAUGGCUGCUGAUGCUGCGGUAGCUUCCUCCUCACCUCAUCGCAUCUCACCUCAUCCCUACCGCCAGCUUUCGUUUCACCUCUACACCCUUCUCAUCAUCCUCUUCUUUCUCCCAGCCCAGGCGAAGGGAUUGCUUGGCGUCCGCCCAGAGGACACUAAAGCCGGGGAGCUGUCAGUGCAGGACGGGCUGCUCCAGGCGACCGAGGGUACGCGCUUCAUGCUGCGGGUUUACUACGCAGCAUCCUCGGUUACACAGAGAGCCAACAACCACUCUGGGAGUAGGAGACCAGAAGCUGCCGCUGCCGCACCAUGGAUCGCCUUCGUAGAAGAACCAGGUGGAGAGCGAAAGCGAGGAGAGGGGGAGAGACUGGUUCCUCCCAAACAGAACCCGUGCGUGGACGAGCAUGCUCGGAGUUCUGACAUCGAGCUCCUGGGUUCCUUCAGGUCUGCGUCCAGCCACAACUCUGUUCUAGUGGAGCUGCUCGCCAAAGACCUGCGCAAAGAUGAGCGGAUCAAAUAUUACUCCAUGUGCGCGUUUGACGGGGUGAAGUGGGAGCAUUUCAGCACCAGAGACUUCUGGCUAGCCGUGGUGGAGCGACCCCCGCAUGCGGAUGUGUGGCUCCAGUUGGGGGUGUCAGUAAUGCUACUGGGGCUCUCUGCGCUCUGCAGCGGGCUGAACAUCAGUAUGCUAGCCAUGGAUCCCGUCGAGCUCCGCGUUCUCCAAAACAGCGGCACCGAAAAGGAACAAAAAUACGCACACAAGAUCGAAUCCGUGCGUAAACAUGGCAACUACAUCCUAUGUACUGUGGUACUGGGAAACGUGCUGACCAACACCUGUUUCGUGGUGUGGAUGUGCCAGAUUAUAGGGAUGACUCCCACCUCCCUUGCUACCUGCACUUUCGGGAUAUUCUUCAUAGGAGAGAUCCUGCCUCACUCUGUGGCGUCCAGACACAGCCUCGCCAUCGCCUCCAAAACCAUCUGGGCCACCCGGCUUCUAAUGCUGGUCUCCUUCCCCAUCUCCUACCCCAUCUCCAAGCUCCUAGACAUCAUGCUUCACCAGGAGAUCAGUAACUUCUACACCCGAGAGAAACUGGUGGCCAUGCUGCGCGUCACAGACCCCUACCACGACCUGGUCAAAGAGGAACUCAACAUCAUCCAGGGCGCCCUGGAGUUACGCACCAAGACCGUAGAACAAGUUCACACCCCUCUGGCGGACUGUUAUAUGCUCUCUUCAGAUGCUGUUCUAGACUUCUGUACUAUGUCUGACGUCAUGCAGAGUGGGUUCACCCGGAUCCCGGUCUAUGAGAACGACAGGUCCAACAUCGUUGAUAUUCUAUUCGUCAAAGACCUGGCGUUCGUGGACCCAGAUGACUGCACCCCGCUGAAGACCAUCACCCAGUUCUACAAACACCCCAUGCACUGUGUGUUCAGAGACACCAAACUGGAUGUGAUGCUGGAGGAGUUCAAGAGAGGUAAAUCCCACCUGGCUAUAGUCCACAGGGUGAACAGUGAGGGGGAGGGGGACCCCUUUUAUGAGGUCCUGGGAAUUGUUACUUUGGAGGACGUUAUCGAAGAAAUCAUCAAGUCUGAGAUUGUGGACGAGACAGACCUCUACACUGAUAAAAGGACUAAGAGGCGUGUGUCUCACCAUGAGAGGAAGCAACACGACUUCUCUAUCUUUAAAAUGUCAGAGAAUGAGAUGAAGAUAUCUCCUCAACUGCUGCUAGCUACACACCGUUUCCUGGCCACAGAAGUGGAGCCCUUCAAGCCAUGUCAUCUCUCAGAGAAGAUUCUCCUUUGUCUGAUCAAACACCCCAGUGUCGUUCAGGAACUUAAGUUUGACAGGACGAACAAAGGAGCACCACAGCACUUCCUGUAUAUGAGGAACAAACCUGUCGACUACUUUGUCCUGAUUUUACAGGGUAAAGUUGAGGUGGAGAUUGGUAAGGAGGCUCUUCGUUUUGAGAACGAAGCCUUCUCCUAUUAUGGAAUGCCAGCCCUCAUACCACCAUCAUCCAUAGUCAACAGGUUUGGUUCUGGUAGCAGUGGGUUGAACCAGUCAGACUCUGUCCUAUCAGAAGGCAGUGUGGGUCAGCUGAGUAUAGGAGGGGGAGGAGUCUACCUACCUGACUUCUCUGUCAGACAACUCACUGACCUACAGAUUAUAAAGAUCUCGAGGAACCACUACCAGAAUGCAGUAACAGCCAGUCUUAUGGACAGUGUACCCCAGACCCCCGAUCCUGAGGGGAGACCCACCCUCCCUGAGACCCGCUCCCACAGCAUCGCCCUGCCCCUGACACACACAUACACUCAUCUGCAACCUGUCCUGGAACGACACACGCACACAGAGGACAACACUGGACCGCUCACCUCACAGCUCAAUGAAAGGAGUCACAUAGUCCGCAGUAAGUCAGAUGGACAGAGGAGCCCCAGUGACUCAGUGUUUCUACGGAUGGAUGACAUUCCCUACAUCCGAGAGGACCGACCGGAAGACUGUCAGGAAGACCAACCAGAGGACCCACCAGAGAAGGAACCGGGAGACCUCCCGGAAGAUCGAACAAAAGACUGUCCAGAAGACCGUCUGACAGAUUGUCUGGAAGGCCAUCCGGGAAAAUGGCUAGUAGAAUGUCCAGAAGACCAGCAGGUAGAAUGUCCAGAAGACCAGCAGGAAGACAGGCAAGAAGACCAGCUGGAAGACAGGCAAGAAGACCAGCUGGAAGACAGGCAAGAAGACCAGCUGGAAGACAGGCAAGAAGACCAGCUGGAAGACAGGCAAGAAGACCAGCUGGAAGACAGGCAAGAAGACCAGCUGGAAGACAGGCAAGAAGACCAGCUGGAAGACAGGCAAGAAGACCGGCUGGAAGACAGGCAAGAAGACCGUCUGAAAUACCAACUGGAAAUCCAAGAAGGGAAAGGUAACAAGAGGAGUUCUUUGAUGGGAGAAUAAGGUGGAGGAAGGCAUGGAGCAGUCAUCGUCGACCACCCAGCACAAAGCCAGAGAGAAGAGACAACAGGGAAGAUCUAGCACAGAUAAUAAACUGUCUCUCUCUCUUUUCCCUUCCUCCCAGUCUUCUACCCACUGGGUACUGGGGUAGACGUUUAGUUGGGAUCACACUGUAGUACUUAGACAUCCAGAAGCUCAAGACCUUUAUCUGAACUGUCCACUCCCCAGACCCAACCCCCU